Molecule: messenger RNA, 1773 nt
Organism: Cladophialophora immunda
Lineage: Eukaryota; Fungi; Ascomycota; Eurotiomycetes; Chaetothyriales; Herpotrichiellaceae
Exons: 2
Coding region: 54-1595 (513 amino acids)
Cellular component (GO): oligosaccharyltransferase complex; membrane
Source: RefSeq, a predicted model, not a curated record
GCCAGAUUGAGUCGCCAACGACGAUGCGGUCUUGAUUAUACUCCCCGUGAGGCAUGAGGAUGAGGCUCUCAUCCGUUGUGGGCGCGGUUCUCGCGCUAUGCACAGGAGUAUUUGGAGCAGAGUCGAAUCUCACAGAACCUCGAUCCACGCAAAAGAUAUUAACAGGCGACUUCAAACCUCCUCAAGUAUACGAGAACACCAACCUCGUCCGGACCAUCAACCUCGAGAAAGGCUACGUGCGAGAGACCACCAAUGUGCUGAUCACGAACACGGACAAGUCACCACAGUCGGAAUACUAUGUCCCCUUUGAAUAUGACCUGAUGAGCAAGAUUGGCGGGUUCGACGCCCGGGACAAGAAGAAGCCAGAAUUUCCAUUGGAGGUCACCAUUGCUGCGCUGUCUGCGGUGUUAGACGAUCAGGGCGGAGCUUCAAAACCUACUCAAUACUAUGUCAUCCACCUCUCGGAACCGCUGCCGCCCAAGAGCACCCUCACCCUCUCAAUAUCAUGGAACGUGCUGGGUGUUCUUACGCCUUUGCCUGCCUCUAUCAGACAGGAAGACAAGCAAUACCUCGUCUACAACUUCUCCGCCUACGUUCCCACCGUCUACAAGACAGUAAAACAGAAAACAAAAGUCAAGUUCCCCUCCGCAGAUGUCCCCGAAUACACCACCACGACGGGCUUGACAUCAGCCGCCGAUCCAGAAAAGCAAGGGUCGUCGUUCACAUAUGGUCCAUACGAUACCGCUAAGGUCGAGCCAGGUACGGCCUAUCCGGUGACUGUGCGCUACGAAUUCAACAAACCCCUCCUGGUAUGUAGCCUCCUCGAACGAGAUGUGGAAGUCUCCCACUGGGGAGGUAAUCUGGCAACCGAAGAAAGAUACUGGCUUCGUCAUGACGGCGCUACCCUUUCCAACCAGUUCUCCCGUCUGGCGUGGAGUACGCAAAACUUCUACAUCAGCGCAGGACAGGGGUCUACCUCAGCCCUGAGGGAGCUGAAGGUGCCUCUGAAACCAGGCACUGCGGACCCGUAUUUCACAGACGACAUUGGAAAUGUCUCCACGUCGCGUUUCCGACCCAACAACGUGCGCGAAGCCAGCCUGGAACUCAAGCCUCGCUAUCCCCUCUUCGGUGGAUGGAAGUAUAGUUUCCGCAUCGGCUGGAACAACGCGCUCGCUUCCGUCCUGCGCAAGCUCAAGACCCAGUCCGACACAUACAUCCUGUCCGUCCCACUCCUGGAAGGUCCUAAAAUGCCAGAAGGCAUCCAAUACGAGCAGUUUGUGUUCCGGGUCAUCCUGCCCGAAGGUGCCAAAAACCUCAAGUGGCAAACUCACGGCGGGACGGGCGUGCCGCCUCUGCAUGCCGAGUACGACCUCCACAAGACGUUCAUGGAUACCCUGGGCCGCACAGAGUUGAAGCUGACGGCUCACAACGUCGUGGACGAGGCACGAGAUGUCACCAUCCUGGUGACGUACGAGUAUCCCUUCCUGGCCGCCUUCCGCAAACCCGUGACGAUCUUCACGGGAAUAGCUGUGGUGUUUGCGCUCGCCUGGCUGGUCGCCAGUGUGGACACGAGUAUUGGGAAGAAGAGAAGAUGAUGGUCCUCCUUCGGUCGGGAGGCUGAGGCGGAGGGCUGUGUUGACACUGCCUUGGUGGAAUGUAUACCUCUCUUUGGUCUGUAGAUUAUCCAAAAAGGUGGGCCCCCUUUUUCCUGGGCAGUGAUAGAAAAGCUAGGUAUGAAAUCUGGAUCGCUCGGAUAAAUGUGUGAACUGUUCA